AGUCAAGAAGGGGCCACCUAUUUCAUGUAUUACAAUAGCACAUUUUAAGAAUUUCGACACGAGGACUUUAUAGUUUCAUAAUUUCAAGCUUUUUGUUAGUUUAAAUCAUUUAGCAGACAAGAUGUACCCCGUUGGUCAACCUCCAGCGGGGGAGACAAGUGCGGGCGCCGUAGGCGUGUCGGCCACGGUGAGCACGGCGGCGGGCACCACGGGCGCCGCGCCGGGCGCCGCCAGCACCGCGCCCACCACCGGCGCCCCGCCCACCGGCGCCGCCGCCGCCGCCGGACCCAUCUCCCUCGUGUCCCCGGCGGCUGCCCCACCCCCCGAUCUCCCAGUCCUCACGUGUCCGAGAAGACCCAACCUCGGCCAUGAAGGAAGACCGAUUAUGCUCCGUGCGAACCACUUCCAGAUAUCCAUGCCGAGAGGUUAUGUACAUCAUUACGAUGUUAACAUUCAACCUGACAAAUGUCCAAGAAAGGUUAAUAGAGAAAUUGUUGAAACUAUGGUACAUUGUUAUAAUAAAAUAUUUGGUGCACUAAAACCAGUAUUUGAUGGUAGGAAUAAUCUAUAUACAAGGGAUCCAUUACCGAUUGGUAAUGAUAGAGUAGAAUUAGAAGUUAUUUUACCGGGUGAAGGCAAGGACAGAGUAUUUCGUGUUACUAUUAAGUGGGUGGCUCAGGUGUCACUAUUCGCUCUAGAAGAGGCAUUAGAAGGGCGUACGAGACAAAUCCCUUAUGACGCUAUCUUGGCUCUGGAUGUCGUCAUGAGACAUUUACCUUCAAUGAUGUACACGCCAGUCGGACGCUCAUUUUUCUCCUCCCCUGAAGGGUAUUAUCAUCCUCUGGGUGGGGGUCGUGAAGUUUGGUUUGGUUUCCAUCAAUCAGUGAGACCAAGCCAAUGGAAAAUGAUGCUUAAUAUUGAUGUCUCUGCCACGGCAUUUUAUAAGGCACAACCUGUUAUUGAAUUCAUGUGUGAAGUCCUAGAUAUUCGGGACAUUAAUGACCAGCGUAAACCUCUGACAGACUCUCAGAGAGUCAAGUUUACGAAAGAAAUCAAAGGGCUUAAGAUAGAAAUUACCCAUUGUGGUACUAUGAAACGAAAAUACAGAGUGUGCAACGUCACACGUCGACCUGCACAAAUGCAAUCAUUUCCACUGCAACUUGAAAAUGGCCAAACUGUAGAAUGUACAGUAGCGAAAUACUUCUUGGAUAAAUAUAAAAUGAAGCUCCGAUAUCCCCAUUUGCCGUGUUUGCAAGUGGGUCAGGAACACAAGCACACAUACUUGCCCUUGGAAGUUUGCAACAUAGUGCCAGGGCAGCGGUGUAUUAAGAAAUUGACAGAUAUGCAAACAUCAACCAUGAUCAAAGCUACAGCGCGCUCUGCUCCUGAUAGAGAGCGUGAAAUCAACAACCUGGUGCGUCGCGCGAACUUCAACACGGAUCUGUACGUGAAGGAGUUCGGGCUGACGAUCUCCAACAAUAUGAUGGAGGUGCGCGGGCGCGUGCUGCCUCCUCCCAAGCUGCAGUACGGAGGCCGCGUCUCUUCAUUGGGAGGACAGCAGGCGCUACCCAACCAAGGCGUCUGGGACAUGCGUGGAAAGCAAUUCUUCAUGGGAGUGGAAAUACGCGUGUGGGCCAUCGCAUGCUUCGCGCCGCAGCGGACCGUCAGAGAAGACGCCCUCAAAUUAUUAUUUAUUUGUCAAACAGCCGAAGUGAAGCGCGUCGGAGACACAGUGCUGGGCAUGGCGACGCAAUGCGUGCAGGCCAAGAACGUCAACAAGACGUCGCCACAGACACUCAGCAACUUGUGCCUCAAGAUCAACGUCAAACUCGGCGGCAUUAACUCGAUAUUGGUGCCCUCGCUGCGUCCGAAGGUGUUCAACGAGCCGGUGAUAUUCCUGGGCGUGGACGUGACGCACCCGCCGGCGGGCGACAACAAGAAGCCGUCCAUCGCCGCCGUCGUGGGCUCAAUGGACGCGCACCCAUCGCGCUACGCCGCCACCGUGCGCGUGCAGCAGCACAGACAAGAAAUAGUGCACGAGAUGAGUAGCAUGGUGCAGGAGCUGUUGAUAAUGUUCUACAAGAGCACGGGCGGGUUCAAGCCGCACCGCAUCAUCAUGUACCGCGACGGCAUCUCCGAGGGGCAGUUCAUCCACGUGCUGCAGCACGAGCUCACCGCCGUGCGCGAGGCCUGCAUCAAGCUGGAAGCGGAAUACAAGCCGGGCAUCACGUUCAUCGUGGUGCAGAAGCGGCACCACACGCGGCUGUUCUGCGCCGACAAGAAGGAACAGUCGGGCAAGUCCGGCAACAUCCCCGCCGGCACCACCGUCGACCUCGGCAUCACGCACCCCACCGAGUUCGACUUCUACCUCUGCAGCCACCAGGGCAUACAGGGCACGUCGCGGCCGUCGCACUACCACGUGCUGUGGGACGACAACCACUUCGGGUCGGACGAGCUGCAGUGCCUCACGUACCAGCUGUGCCACACGUACGUGCGCUGCACGCGCUCCGUGUCCAUCCCCGCGCCCGCCUACUACGCGCACCUCGUGGCCUUCCGCGCGCGCUACCACCUCGUGGAGAAGGAGCACGACUCGGGCGAGGGCAGCCACCAGUCCGCCUGCAGCGAGGACCGCACGCCCGGCGCCAUGGCGCGCGCCAUCACCGUCCACGCCGUCACCAAGAAGGUCAUGUACUUCGCGUAAUGCGCCGCGGGCCGCGCCGACGUCGCGCGAUCGGAUCCCACCCGCACCGGUCGACCGCGACGUUUCGCGACCGGUCUCCGAGCGCGCCGAUACGGGCUCGCGACCCGCCCCCGUCUUCGCCCGCCGACGUGCGUCCCUCGACCGAUCGCAGCCUGCGGUGAUCGUGUGGCGCGCGGUCGAUUCUCAUCGACGACUCGGAAACCUGUCGUCGGUCCGGCCGCGGUUCCUUUCGAGGUCCGAUUGACGACGAAGCUUCGCUUUUCUUUUGAGAAGUUUUGAAAUCUACGCCCGCAAAGGCGUGAAACUUUGUCACUAUGUAUGAGCUUUUCUCAGUGUUCCGAACGAUCCAAUAUGUGCUUCACCGCGGUACCGACGUGGUGAUCGGCCGCGUUGUCCUCGUCGAACCCAAUUAUGAAGACAAAUAUCGACAAAUAACGCAAUGUUAUACAAUAUAUUUUUUAUUUCUGAACCACGAUGGGGAUCGGGCGGGUGACCAGAGAGCCUCGGACCCCGCCUGAACCCCAACUGACGUUUUAGGAUCAAUUCCACACAAACACUAGUAUCGAUGACAGUAAUCAUGUAUCGAGUUUAUCAUUGUAGAAUGUAAUAUUGUUAAACUGUAUGUGCCACUUUAAUGCGUCCAUCAUAUUUUUUCAUCAUUCAACUUAGUCAAGUAUAGUUCUUAAAAUAUGCAACCAUGUUUAUAAAUAACAUUAGAGCGUAGAAAGUAUGCAUAUUAAAUGUAUAAGAUUUUAAACUUUCGCGUUCCAUUUCAACUAAAAUAGUAAACUAAACCAUGGCUGCAGCAUCGCAGCCGAAACGUCAAGCUGUGAGUACAUAAUGUAAAUCAUUAAUAUACGUCGCGUUAAGACCCGUGUCUUACUAUAUUAAAUGUAUCUUACUGCCUAUUUAUCAUAUCAAAAACCAUGAAACACCAUAACAGUGUAUAAUGUGUCGUAAAUAUAUUUAAAAUAGACUAUUAUAAAUUAAAACACCGACUUUCCUCCAGGUUAAAUUAUGGUCCAAACCGUCAUUCGUACUUUAUUACAUAUUAGCAUACUUUCGUGUAACUUAAUCUAGAGGAGAUGCGCAUUAUUUUGAUAGAGCUUUGUAAGUUCGUAUUAUCAUUAUUUAUAGUAGAUAAAUACAUACGUUAUAGCAUGAUAGUAUACUUUUUAUUCAGAUUUGGUCAGCAAUAUAGAUAACUUUAUGAUCUAUGUACACUAUUCACUUUGCCGGUGUAGGAUGCGUCGCAGGCAGCUGUGUCGCUGGGGCGGCAGCUCGGCCCUCAACACUAAGACAGCUUAACAUAUAGGUAAAUGUUCGGAUGACAUCAUUUUUCUAUUCUCUUAUAAAUUACUCAUAAAUUAUGUCUUUAUUCAUUCGUCAUUGUAUGCUGUCAAUGUGUUAAAAAUCGGGAGACCUCUAACAAACAAGUUAUGAAGCCUAAAUUCUAAUAUGUAAUAGGUUAAAACAUCGUUCAUUAUGUGAUAAGCUAAUAAGUGAGAUUGUGGGAUUGGAAUCCUUCGGGGAAAUACACUGGUUUCUGUUCUUGCUGGCUACGCUUAGAGCUUUUCCAGGCGACGUGUUUUUCCUCGCGCGUUUCGCUGCACAUGCAGUCUUGCGUUUUCAAAACGCGCGACUGCAAGUGACAAAAUGUAUGAACUUCUAGUACCUCAUGAUUGCGCGAUUCGAAAACGCGUAAGUAAAAACUUGUCAUCUGGACCAGCGUGGGUGUGUCUCGUAAGCAAAAGUCGAGGUAAUUAAAGUGCAAGCUCGUAUGCCUACGGAAUACUGAGGUUUACCGGUAACAUUAAAUUAUUCUCAGCAAAAAAUAGCUUAGAAUUAUCCAAACAUCGGUCACCGAGCGAUCUCAUCACCAAACUGCCAGCUAAUCUAACCAGUAACUUUACAUGCAUACUAAUUAGA
Molecule: messenger RNA, 4630 nt
Organism: Ostrinia furnacalis (Asian corn borer)
Lineage: Eukaryota; Metazoa; Arthropoda; Insecta; Lepidoptera; Crambidae
Gene: AGO1
Product: protein argonaute-1
Exons: 13
Coding region: 122-2701 (859 amino acids)
Molecular function (GO): RNA binding; protein binding
Source: RefSeq, a predicted model, not a curated record